Parasteatoda tepidariorum (common house spider) is the source of this 3555-nucleotide messenger RNA. RefSeq lists its product as uncharacterized. Lineage: Eukaryota; Metazoa; Arthropoda; Arachnida; Araneae; Theridiidae. The record is from RefSeq and is a predicted model, not a curated record.
AUGUUUUGAAUCAUCUUUGUUUUGGUUUUCAUUGAAUUGAACAUAGAGAAAUGAAUUUAAGUACAUUGGAAAUUUUCUUAAUUCUAUAGAUAUUAUGCUUUCUUGAACAAAAAUUAUAUAAUGCAAAGUAUGGUACUUUUUUUUGUCUCUUCCUGUCAUCUAACUUUAAUCAUGAAAAAGAAAAGUUGAAAAUUUUGAAAUAAAUAACUGUAAAUGUUUUGAAAGUGUUUGUUUGUUAAUUAAUUGUUUCAGCAUUAUGAAUGUGCCUCCAAACUUGGGGUUAAAGACUUACCUCCAACCAAAAAAAUGUGGCAUUAAGUGCAAGAUAAAUUUAAUAUAGUUUAAUCACCAUGUUGAACUCAUACUGUUAAUCAUGUGUGCUAAUACCCUAAAUACAAAUUUAAAAAUUAAACAUGAAAAACAGACUGAAGAACAUUUUUCAAUCAAUGAAAGACGUCUUAAUAGACAAAAUGAUGCAGAGAAAAAAGUAUGUAUUUUAAAUAAAAGAAUUAGUAAGAGAUCUCAAAACAUAAACACAGUGAAUCCUCAAAUUAGUUUAUUUCGCAAAUCAAAUAAAAAAGUAAUUGAAAAAAAUUGCUAUAUUUCUACUAUUUCCAAAUUUGUUGUAUCUUGUCGAUUUUGUAAAGGAAACUUUGAUACAGUUGAAAAAUGUCAAAAUCAUGUGUGUACUGUUACUAAAUCACAAGCACUAUUAAAUGAAUCUGAAAUAUAUAAAUGCCAUUUGUGUUUGAUGCUGUUUAAAGAGAGAAGUGCUUUAGAUGAACAUUUAAAGAAUCACAACCAUAAUAACUGCAAUUAUUGUGAUGCACAAUUUAGUAUGUAUAAAGAACUCUGUAAACAUUUAAAAAAUGUUCACAGUGUGACUGGUCCUGAUAAGUUAUACCUCUGUGCUAUAUGCAAAAAGUCUUUCGAUAAAAAAGAAACUCUAAAUUUACACACGAAAAGUCACAUUACUGCGACUUGUAACCAAUGUGGAGAUAAAGUUACAGAUGUAGAACAUAUGAAAAUACAUUUACAAAAUAAAUGCCACUUGUGCAAUAAGAUGUUUGCGGAUACCCAACUAUAUAAUCAACAUAUGAUGAUCCAUAGAAAGCAUGUAUGUGAGCUGUGCAACAUUACAUAUACUACUUAUAAAUUAUUGAAAAAACAUCAACAUGAUUUGCAUGAUGUAAGGGUAUCCAAAAGACACCAAUGUGAAAUUUGUGAUAAAUGCUUUAAUCGUCCACUUCAUUUAAUUGUUCAUAAAAGAGUACACACAGGUGAAAAACCUCUCAAAUGUCUGGAUUGUAAUAAAAAUUAUUACAGCAAUAAAACAUUUACAAAGCACUUAAAAACAAUUAGACAUUUAAAGAAAGUUUCUCUGAGUAAUGAGAUAAUGGUUGGAAAAAAAUAUGAUUGUGAAAAGUGUGAGGGAAAAUUUUUUAAUUUGCAAGACCUUCAGCGUCAUGUACACAUUCUACAUUCCAAUGAAGAGCCUUUAAAAUGUGAUCAUUGUACAUAUAGCACUAAAUGUAAAGCAAAUCUAAAAAGACAUUCAGAAAUACAUUCACAAACCAAGCGUUUUGCUUGUGAACUGUGUAAUCAAAUAUUCAGAAGUCAUGGAAACUUAAAAGAUCACCAUGCUUUCAUCCAUUCUGAGACAAGGGAAUUCCUUUGUAAUAUAUGUAAUAAGAGCUUUAAAGUGAACCGUGAUUUACAGCGCCACAAGAAAAUUCACAGUGAUGAUAAACCUUACAAAUGCAGUUGUUCUUGUAGUUUCAAAAGACUGUCUCAUUUGAAACGACAUAAGCUUUCCUGUAAGCAUGUUGACUUUGAUAAACUUGCACAGACGGAUAAACUGAAUGAAAAUAUGUUAGAUGAUGUUCUAGAGUCUUGUGAUGAUCCCAUUCAAUUUAGUAACAAUAACAAUACUGAUAAUUUGAUUUUAGAACCUGAAGUAAUUUCUUCAUCUGAUAUACCUAAUUCAAAUAGUGAGAGCAUACUUGCUUCAAAUGGCUUAUGUGUACCUUAUAAUGAUAAAACAUCUGAAGCUGCUGUAUUACAUUCACGGAGUAAAACAAUUGGACAUACAGUGGUAACAUUAACUGAUACUGUUUCUACCAAAAAUAUCUCCACCUCAGUGCUACCUUAUGUUUUUGAAAAUCCUAUAACAACUCUUACAAACCAAAUUUCAAUUGGAAAUGUAAAUUUACCUUAUUCAGCUGUAAAUUUAAUAGGUAGGAUUCCGUCUCAAACAACUACCAUGCCUCUAAUAACUACCCUAGUAACACCACCAGUUAUGGCUUUAAAAACUUCAAAGCCACCUGAGACAACCAGUUCAACAAUAGUAACAGCAAGUGUUGAGCUACCACUUGUAAGUUUUGCAGAAAAUAUUUCUUUAUCAUCAGUGGUCGAACAACCAUUUACAAAUUUUAUUGGCAGCAAUUUCACUUCUGAUAGUACUUCAAUGCUUGAAAUGACAACUUCUAUAGACAAACCUGCCUCGAAUGUUAUUGAUGACAGUGUAUCUGUUCUGAAAGUUCACAAAGAGCCUUUAGCAACUAAUGAAGAAACUCAAUGUGUAUCUCAGACUUUACCACAUAUCUGUUCUGAAUCCAUAUCAACAAAUCUCGAUCAUAACAGUUUAAAUAAUUUUACUACAUCUAAUGUAUUAAAUACAGCAAACUAUAAUCAGCCACAACUUCAAAACAUCCCUGCAAUUAUUGUGCCUAAGUCUGCAGCUAAAGAAUAUCCUAAUCCAUUACAAACUUAUUCCAUUAUAACCCAAGAUUUAGAUGAUCAGUUAUUAAUAGAUAAUAAAUAUAUUUUAUGUUCUAUGCCAAAAUCUAAAAACUUGGUAUCAACUGACUUAUCUAAUAUUGAACAUAAACGCUAUUCUGGAGAGCUUCUUGAACAAACAAAUGUCCUUGUUUCUUUGUCAUCUAGUCUCCCUAAAACACUUUCUGUUCCUUAUUCUUCCUUACAACCUGUAAAUUUACCCUUAAAUGUUGAUUCAGUUGACGAAAACCUUAAUCAACUACCACAUCUUUUUAAUCUUGAUAAUAUCAUGGGUUCACUUAGUAACUCUGUUGAAAAUUUAGUCUCUGACUAUCCUGUCUCCUUAAACAAUUUAAUAUUUUCUAAUGAAGCACUGUUAAACUCUUUACUCAAUAAUGCUGGGUUUGAAUCACCCUCAUAGUAAUUGAUGUAUGAUGACCAAGGGGGAGGAACAGUUUAAGUUUAUUUUUCACAAAAAUGACGAUUAAGUUUUAACGAAUCACUGACAUAGAAAAUCAGUUCUCUCUUACCGUUAUUACACUUUGAAGAUGGACCAUGAUGGGGGAAAAUGGUUUUUGUCUACGUGCAGAUGAGGCAAACAAAGAAAAUUUUAGUGAACAAGACAUCAGGAGUUCUGGGAAAAUUUCGAUUGCAGAGGAAUUUUGAGGGGGAAAAAUGGUUCGUGUCCAACCUGAUUUUUAAAUUUUAUUUUUCUCAACAUCAAGAAUUGUUGUUUUGAAACUCUUGAAGGAUGUAAAUAAAUGCUUGUGAUAUUCA